AAAACUAGACCCAACCCUCCAGGUGGGACCUCCCCAAUGCUAAAGGAAGCUAAUUAACGACAACUUCGUUAUCUCUCCGGGCAGGAUCUACCGGUACCAGACGCACGACUACGCCUUCAGCAGCAACGAGGGGCUCCUGCGCGCCCUGGGGGGGGAGGACUUCGCCCUCAUGCUCAACCGCAGCAUCGAGGAGGCCCUGCAAAAAGCUGGUUUCUCCCAAAAAUUCAUCGACGAGGUGGUCUGCCCGGCCAUGAGGGUCAACUACGGCCAAGGGGUCACCAUCAACAGCUUCGUGGGGGCCGUCUCCCUGGCGGGGGUGGAAUCGGGUCUGUGGUCGGUAAAAGGAGGGAACAAACUGGUCUGUACUGGUCUUCUCUACGCCGCCAAAGCGCAGGUCAUCCCCGGCACCGUCGUCUCCAUCGAGCCCAAAACCAGACCCAGGCGCUCCGGUGAGUUGGGGGGGUGCAGCUGGAGGGGGGGACACCUCGGGCUCCAACACCGGUCCUUGAGGUUUGGAACUGGGACCAGUUGGGCUCCAUCACCGUUCCUUGAGGUUUGGAACUGGGACCAGUUGGGCUCCAUCACCGUUCCUUGAGGUUUUCCAGGGGAAAACCCUUCCAGUCCCAGCACUUGGGCGGAGGAACUGGGACCAGUUGGCCUUGAGGUUUGGAAUUGGGACCAGUUGGGCUCCACCACCGUU
Calidris pugnax (ruff) is the source of this 700-nucleotide messenger RNA. RefSeq names its product prenylcysteine oxidase-like. The transcript is spliced from 2 exons. Bases 170 to 595 code for a protein of 141 amino acids. Gene Ontology annotation, molecular function: prenylcysteine oxidase activity. Lineage: Eukaryota; Metazoa; Chordata; Aves; Charadriiformes; Scolopacidae. The record is from RefSeq and is a predicted model, not a curated record. Gene Ontology annotation, biological process: prenylcysteine catabolic process; prenylated protein catabolic process.